This is a messenger RNA of Cladophialophora carrionii CBS 160.54, 1416 nucleotides long. RefSeq lists its product as uncharacterized. Bases 1 to 1416 code for a protein of 471 amino acids. NCBI's taxonomy places the organism in Eukaryota, Fungi, Ascomycota, Eurotiomycetes, Chaetothyriales, Herpotrichiellaceae. The transcript has 2 exons. The record is from RefSeq and is a predicted model, not a curated record.
AUGACCCGUCAAGAAGCUCAGAGCGAGAAAGAUGGACCGCGGGGCGACUCCACGCAAGCUGCCGCGCCAUCAGAGCUGCGUCAGGAUCAUCUUCAGUCCGCUUCCUCUGAUCCUGUUGCAUCCCUUGUUUGUCAGCCGAGAAAGAGCAAUCUUUUCCACCGCAUCUCUUUCGGCCGAGCCCAAGGUAUCAAGGAGCUUGCAGUGAAGGGUCUUGACAAUCGCAAGCGCGCAGAGAAGGCAGACGUAAAGGCUCGGAAAGACGCGGCAUCGUGGGAGCGCAAGGCACGCAGAAACCGAGAAGAAAGGGAUCGAGACGAGAGAAGGAGGGCAAGCAGAGAGCGGGUCAAGCAAAACAAAAAGGACAAGGCGCUGAGGCAUGCUGAAGAGAAAAGAGUCGAGGACUAUUAUGGUAUACGUGGCUAUGACCCGAAUGCUGGAGUACUGCGCUCUAAUCGAGAGGGACCUAUGACGUGCGCGGAGCAGGGUGGGCAAACAUCCUCACGAACCCCUAAAAUGACGAUACCGUCGCAGUCUGACUCACCCCUGCUAAAGCUUCCGAGCGAAAUCCGCAACCUAAUAUGGCACCUUGUCUUCUCCGACCUCCAUGUCAUUCCAUCGCGCUCGGGGCCGCAGCUCGCACAAGAUGGCUGCCGAGCAUGCAUUAAUAUCGCCUGCAGUAAUGUAACCACGGGGGCCUCGACGUCCGAUCUCCCCUCGUGGCAGGAAGUCUUUCGACCUCUCCGUACAUGCAAGCAGAUCUACAAUGAAGCGCAGCACAUCCUGUUGUCAUCGUUCACAUUACAUCUAGGCUCACCACUAGGAGACCCUAUGCGGUCCAUCGUCCCGCAUCUCGCCCGGAUGAAGGACAGCGUCCGACGCCUGGAAUGGCGCGUCCACAUCCUGGGCGACAACCGUGUGGACUGGAUCGCCAGCAUCGGCAUCAUUGGCAACCUAUUCCCCGAGUUGGAGCAUGUGGUCAUCCACGCGCACAUGCGGCCACCAGAUAGCUACGAGAAGCUCAUAGACGGGAUCUACGUUGCGCUGCCAAUGGUCCGCCUGGCCAAACGCGAAAUGCCCAGUACUCAGCUCAGCAUCGACCUCGCGUAUAUCUACUCAGGUGUCAUGUUUGAAUCGCCAUUCAUGGGCGAAAUCACGACAGAAGAUGCUCUUGAGGAACACGAGCUUGUGCUCAAGGACGUGGUUGCCGAUGACGAGUUCAUCGCGUUGGCGCUAGCUCCGGAAUUGGACAUCCAGUCGAUGAUUGCGGCAUUGUUGAGAUGCGCCAGAGCACACGAGCAGGCGUGGUUCGAGAAGCUGCAGAGGAAGAGAAUCGCGAGGCUAAGAGAGAUGGAAGCCGCCCAGGCACAAUUAGCUGGUCUGGUAGGCGAGAUGGAUGAGCAACCUGGAGGAAGUUGA